Messenger RNA from Harmonia axyridis, 4647 nucleotides. RefSeq names its product solute carrier organic anion transporter family member 74D-like. Gene Ontology annotation, molecular function: small GTPase binding. The transcript is spliced from 10 exons. Gene Ontology annotation, biological process: sodium-independent organic anion transport; transmembrane transport; vesicle cytoskeletal trafficking. The record is from RefSeq and is a predicted model, not a curated record. Gene Ontology annotation, cellular component: membrane; trans-Golgi network. The coding region runs from base 489 to 2801 and encodes 770 amino acids. Lineage: Eukaryota; Metazoa; Arthropoda; Insecta; Coleoptera; Coccinellidae.
CGUUUUCGCUGAAUACUCCACAAUCUCUAGUAGGUACAACACCUAGUAUUUUGGGAUAAAAGUAUUAUAUUAACUGUUGAAUUUGUGAUCUUCAGUUACGGUACAUUCCUUAGACAUUUUGCGGUGAGGCAUAAUCGACUUCGUUUUCAGAAUGGUUCAACGUUUCGUGUCGGUUGUGUAGUUCAUUUACGUGACAAAUACACAAUUCUGUUCCGUCUGUAUUUCACGAAAAAAAGUGAAUCCAUACGGGUAACACAUCAAUACCAUCACCAGCGACAGAACGCCACCCAUGACUGAGUCACAUCGGACAUCCUGUAUAUAAACGCAUAGAUAAUCGAAUGACGUUCAAUGGUUUUGAAGGUUUUUUAUAAUGGGAAUACUUCUGAAUCCUGGUCUAACCGCUUACGCUUAUUAUUUUGGAGAUCAGAUCCGAGCAGUUUGAAUAAAGGCUAAACUGAGAAGAAGAUAAAGCAGCGACGUAAUUCGUCAUGUCUAUCAAAUCCAUAUCCAAUGCCAAUAUCUUGAAUUCGCUGGAUUCCAAACUGGAACCUCUUAACUCCAAACUGUUGAGACCCAUCGAGACCAAAUACAUUGAACCUAUGGAUUCCAAACUAGAACCCAUGAACACCAAACUGCUGAGUCCCCUUGAGCCAAAAUUCAUCGAGCCUAUGGACAACAACAUAAGCAACAAUAAUGGAUCACAAAAUGGCAAGAUUCUAAUGGAUGACUCCGAGGUGCCGGAAGAAGAGAAAGCUUUGAACCAAACAGGUCAUGAUGAUGGACCAGAUGACAGUGACACUGAAUGCGGCCUUGGAAGAUGUGCUCCCAAUAAUAUACAGAGCUGGGCGACCAAAGAAAUAUUCCUUAUAGUGUUUUGUCUGUCGUGGGUGCUACAAGGGAUGUUCCACACGUACUUCGUUAGUGCUAUCACGACGAUAGAGAAACUGUUUCAGAUACAGUCCAAGGUGACCGGGAUGAUCAUGAGUGCUACAGAGAUUGGCCAGAUAGGGUCGUCUCUGCUUCUCACUUAUUACGGGGGGCAAGGGCACAGACCGAAGUGGAUUGCUGGAGGAAUGAUGCUCUUUGCCAUUUCCACUUUUACUUGUUCUUUACCUCAUUUCAUAUAUGGCAAACAGCUGAUAAGAGCAAAUGAGCUGAGUGGCUUAACCACAGAUCCAAACACUUGUACCAGCUCUGGUGAAGCUAUGGAGAUCUUUUCUUGUAGUGAUAGUCCAUGGAAUAACCUGACCAAUCCAAAUGGUAUGGUAUAUGAUUCUCAAGGUAUUUUACAUACAGCUGGAAACGUGACUGCAAUCGACCAAAGGUUACAUCAUUCUGUCACCAAGAUUGUCUUAUCAGUAUUCUUCAUCAGUUUACUGGGUGUUGGUAUGGGACAGACAGCUGUAUACACCCUGGGAAUACCCUACAUUGAUGACAACGUAGCUAGCAAGGAAUCACCCUUAUAUUUUACUAUAACAAUAGGAGUGAGAAUUCUUGGUCCUGCUCUUGGUUUUAUUGUGGGAUCUUAUUGCUCAACAUUUUACGCUGAUCUAUCUGUAGAUCCUCAAAUAGACACUGCCGACCCUAGAUGGGUAGGAGCAUGGUGGUUGGGUCUGGUUGUUAUCUCAGGAAUGCUAAUGUUGACAUCUAUAGCCAUGUUCACCUUUCCCAAAAGACUGAAGGACUCAAGACAAGUUCGAAAAAUACCUAAACGUGGAAAUAAAAAACAUCCAAGCAUCAGAGAUUUCCCAAAAACUGUGAAAAGACUGCUCAAAAAUGAUAUUCUCAUGUACAGAACAGCCAGCAGUGUCCUGCAUAUUCUUCCUGUAGCUGGCUUAUACACUUUCCUGCCAAAAUACCUCGAAAGUCAAUUCAGGUUACCAACACCAUCAGCCAAUAUGAUUUCAGGUGUUGGUGGUAUCCUUGUUAUGGGCGUUGGUAUAAUCAUAAGUGGAUUCUUCAUUUUGAGGGUUAAACCGAAUCCAAGAUUUGUAGCAGGAUGGAUAGCAAGCACAGCAUUCAUUUAUGCUUUAGGAAUGGGCAUUUUGAUGUUUAUAGGAUGCCCUCUUGAUGAUCUAGCAGGCUUAACCAUGAAAGAAAAUAUUCAUACUUUUGAUAUGUCUUGCUCAAGAGAAGCUUGUGACUGUAACCUUGAUAAAUUUGCUCCUAUUUGUGGUGAAGAUGGAAUAACUUACCUAUCACCGUGCCAAGCUGGAUGUAAAAAUGUGACACAGGAAAAAGGAAAGAUCCUCAAUUAUUCCAACUGCGUAUGCAUUCCUUCCAGCAAUCCAUUCAAUGAUACCAUGCUGAACGAUAAAAAUUUAUAUGGAAAUGCAACUGUUGGAUAUUGCGAAACUAAAUGCACAAAUUUCACCUGGUACCUAAUUGUGUUCUCCGUAUUUGUCUUCGUUCAUUCUACCUCAGAAGUUGGUUCUAUUUUGCUCAUUUUGAGAUGUGUAGAAUCUAGAGACAAAGCCAUGGCACUUGGCUUGAUACAAUUCGCCAUAGGGUUAUUUGGGAAUGUUCCUUGUCCUAUCAUUUAUGGAGCUGUGGUAGACUCAGCUUGCCUGGUGUGGAAAAAAGCUUGUGGCGAGGAAGGGGCUUGUGGACUCUAUGACUCUAAAAUGUUCAGAAUGUUUUUCCAUGGAUCCACUAGUGCCCUAUUGCUCUGUGCUUUUCUGGUCGAUGUAGUGGUAUGGUACAAAGCUGGAAAUAUUAAAUUCUUGGACGAAAAAGACAAAGAAAAAGACGAAAUCCAGACGAAAAAUAAUGAAAUCAAGAAUGAUACAGCAUCAGAUUAACAAAAACCCCGGAGGAUUUUCCUUCACAAAGAUAUUAAUUAAUAUUUGUAUACCUACCUAUAUUGACUGAAUUUACUCAAGGCAGCUCGAUUUUUGUAUAUAGAAAAAAGUUAUUUUGAACAACUUUUACCUUGAAUGACUAUAGUGUAAGGGAGGACCUUCGUGUUCGUUUUGAAAAAAUAAACGCGACAUUUUCGAUUUGUUUUAUCGUAGUCUUACAUUAAUUUAAACCAAAUUCAGGAGCAUAUUCGGCAUCGAGUAUAGAUAUGUUAGUUUUGAUUGAAUUUUUACUUAGGAAUAUCCGCAAAACCUAUUUUAUCGAUUAUUUUUAAUUUCAGAUGCAUUUCACUUAAAUUUUAACGCACUUAUAAGAUCUGAAAAUAUGAAACGAGCAUUCUUCAACUGUGAUAAUAAUAAUAAUUUUUAAUAUUUUACAGUUAAUAUUUUCGGUAUGAGACUUUUAGGUAUCAUAAGCCGCUAUCAAUCCAAACAAACUAUGUAUUUUAAUUCUAAAGAGGGGAACAGUGACUAUAAGCUGUUGUUUCUCAUACGAAUAAAAACUUUAUUUAGAAUGUUUAACGUUUUAACACACUUGAAAUAUAUUGAUCGAAAAUACAUUUUAUAUGGGGCAUCUAGAGAAGAAUUAUUCUUGGUAAUUUUAUAAAAAAAACUAUUGAAAUUGAAAAUUAAAUGAGAUUAUUAACGAACCAUUUUAAAUAUAAAGACUUGAAAAAAUGCUUUGUAGAUCUAAUUCUAAGUAUAUUUUUGUGGUAAAUUUCAGAUUGGAUUCUGAAUAUUCUUUCAUAUUAAAAGCAACAUCGACUAUUUGUGAUUGUUAGUGUUCGAAAAUGUUAUUGAUGGCUAGAAAAAAGGACUGAAUAUUCGAAGAUUAUGUUAUGUAAUUGAUCAACUUUUUCAUCAGUGGCUUUCUAGCUCUAAAUUCUAAGCUUGCUUUCGUAUUCUUCUUAUUACUGUGAUUGCAGAAAUAAGAGGACAAUACCCACAUCACAUUUUCAUUAGAUUUACUAAAAGAAAAUCUUGAGAGCAUCACUAUAAUUAAGUAUAAUGUUAUGAAACGAUGUAAUAGACUAAACUUCAAAAAAAAUAUAAUGAAUGAUUGUUACUAGUAUAGGAAAUGUGUGUUCUUCAGAUAAUCUUCAGUUCCUCGUAUAAAAGAAGCCACAAACAAUUUAGUUUAAUUUAGUGAUAAUCCUGUUCUUGUUUUUUAUUUAGUUUUAACAUAGCUUAUACAUUAAACCUACUUUAAUCCUGAAUUAGAAAUUAGGUAUAGUUACCAAUUGAUUAAUUAUCUAUGUUGAAUGUUUAGAAAUAUACAUUGUGUGCCAUACAACAUUGGUAUAACGUAAAUUUUCAUAACUACAAUUUGUUAAAGGAGUAAUAUGCGAUUACUCAUUAUUAAUCAGAAUUUAAUUCUGUAGGCAAUGUUGUCAUUUAGUUUAAACUCGUUGUAUACAAAUUGGCUAUUCACUUCCAAGCAUGUUAUAUAGGAACAAGUAUGGCCUAAAUCGGAUCACAUUUUUUAUCUAUCCAUUUCUUACUGCCAUAAUUACCUAUUUUCGGCAUAAUGAAAAUAGUUUCAGGGUUAUUUUAUAAUAGAUUUCAUUACAUCUGUCUCCAUAAAGCUCAAUACUUGAAUACUGUGAUCGCUAUAAUACUGCAGUUACAUUGUGCAAUUUUUACAAUAUAUGUGAAAAAACAACAAAACACAAUUAAUUUAUACAAUAGGAAUAAAUCAUCACAAUAUGUGAUAACUUGUUACUGGUUAUUUUAUACAAAAGCUGAAUAAACUAGUACCACUUUUGUACAUAAACACAUGAUAUCGAAA